Hypomesus transpacificus is the source of this 2709-nucleotide messenger RNA. RefSeq names its product beta-secretase 2 (gene bace2). Gene Ontology annotation, cellular component: trans-Golgi network; endosome; membrane. The record is from RefSeq and is a predicted model, not a curated record. Bases 273 to 1802 code for a protein of 509 amino acids. NCBI's taxonomy places the organism in Eukaryota, Metazoa, Chordata, Actinopteri, Osmeriformes, Osmeridae. Gene Ontology annotation, molecular function: aspartic-type endopeptidase activity. Gene Ontology annotation, biological process: membrane protein ectodomain proteolysis; amyloid-beta metabolic process. The transcript is spliced from 9 exons.
UCAUUUAUGCUGCAAAGUGAAAGAGAGCAGAGGCAUAACAUCAGUUGAGAAGGGCGCUGUGACUGCAGAAAGUACUCUCUUCUUCAGCAGUAGCCUAUCAAUGAUCAUUUCUCAUGUUUCUUCUACUGUUCGGUAGGGAAACGGCCAAUCCAUGAUGCUAAUCACUGGAGUGGAGUGGCCAUGAUGGCCAAGUUUAAAACUAAGGAGCAAACUUUGAACAAGUCGGAAUUGUAAUACGGUUUCAUUCGUCCUGGGCGCAGCCAACAUUUGCAAUGGCACACUUUAGCAGUUAUAUUCCCAUUGGGACAUUCCUUCUCAUUGCCUGCUUUGGAAUGUCGAAUUGUUACUUUACCGUUCCUCUGAAAAUUUUCACGGGAAAGUUUAAUUCUUCAAUGGAUUUGGACUUGACUCCUCUUCAACUAAAGCAAACCUCUGGAAACGAAUUGGCUUUGGCAUCUGAUCCGAAUGGAAUCGUCAACUUUUUGGACAUGGUCAACAAUUUGCAAGGGGAUUCUGGAAGAGGCUAUUACAUGGAGAUGUCAAUCGGGACUCCCGGUCAGAAGCUGAACAUCCUGGUAGACACAGGGAGUAGCAACUUUGCCGUGGCGGCCUCAGCCCAUCCCUUCAUCACACACUUCUUCGACACGACACUUUCUAGCACGUACCAGACCGCAGGCAGGACGGUGUCUGUGAGGUACACCCAGGGAAACUGGGAGGGGGAGCUGGGCAUCGAUCGGGUUUCCAUCCCCAAGGGCCCCAACGGCACCUUGAGCAUCAACAUCGCCGCCAUCCUGUCCUCUGAAGGGUUCUUCCUCCCCGGGGUCAAUUGGCAAGGCAUUCUGGGACUGGCUUACCCCUUGCUGGCACGGCCCGAUUCGUCCGUGGAGCCUUUCUUCAACUCGGUGGUGCGACAGACGGGCAUUCCAGAUGUCUUCUCGCUCCAGAUGUGUGGAGCUGGACUGUCGGCCAGCAGCUCCGCCGACCCCGUGGGGGGCAGUCUUGUCAUGGGAGGUGUUGAACCAACUCUGUACCAGGGGGCAGUGUGGUACACCCCCAUUAGACAAGAGUGGUAUUACCAGGUGGAAGUGUUGAAGCUGGAGGUGGGCGACCAGAACUUAAACCUGGACUGCAGAGAGUACAACAUGGAUAAAGCCAUAGUCGAUAGUGGAACCACUCUGCUGCGACUGCCUGUCAACGUGUUCGAUGCCGUGGUGGAAGCCAUUUCCACCAGCUCUCUGAUCCAGGAUUUCUCCUCGGGGUUCUGGUUGGGCACGAAGCUGGCCUGCUGGAUGAAGGGAGAGACCCCCUGGAGGUUCUUCCCCAAGCUGUCCCUCUACCUGAGGGCCACCAACACCAGCCAGUCCUUCCGCAUCACUAUCCUCCCCCAGCUGUACAUUCAGCCAAUCACAGACGUCGACGGCACGCUGGACUGCUUCCGAUUCGGCGUGUCGUCUUCGGCCAACGGCCUCGUCAUCGGAGCCACCGUCAUGGAGGGCUUCUACGUGGUUUUGGACCGCGCCCAGAAGAGGGUGGGCUUCGCGCUCAGCACCUGUGCAGUGAAUGGAGGGGUGGCUGUGUCCGAGAUUUCCGGACCCUUCUCAGCGGAGGACGUGGCGGCGGACUGUGCCGCCGGAGGCCUGCUGAAGGAGCCCUUCUUCUGGGUGAUCUCCUACGCUCUCAUGGCCGUGUGCGGCCUGGUCCUCCUGCUCCUGCUGCUCCUCCUCGUGCUGCCCUGCCGGCGAAGCGACCGUCCGGGGGAGAUCACCGACGAGUCCUCACUGGUCCGACAUCGCAUCAAGUGACUGAGACGAAACCUGGGGGGUGGCGAGUCGGGGGGGACACCGCCCGGGCACUCUGCGGCGCCGUCGUCGGAGGGGGCGAUGGGCUCGCACUGACCGAUGAGAUGAUUCACUGGAUAUUUUUGGGACGGGACUGUUGGCUGGGAUUGGUCAGCUGGCGGUACUUCCUGGUUUGACGAGUAAAGACAAGAGACUAGAUGCAUAUUUAUUCCCCUUGUGCCCCAUCAAAACCACAACCACCUUAAUCUGUGUUUAGAGGACAAUACAGGAAAGAAAGAUAGGAAUAGUUAAGUAACUCUGAAGUACAUGCCUUCCCUGUUGAAGUCUGUGUUGAGGAGCUGAAUAUCUUGCUGUACAAAGGCCAAAUCCCUGUUUCGUGACGGUCCCCUCCAAUGUCCUAGCUAUGUAUUAUAUAGGAAAUAUGUGUGUGAGAUCUUCUGUUCAAGUGCACUUUGUUUUUCUAAUACUGAUCACAACAUUCAAAUUCACAAAGAUCUCAAUCACUCAGUGUGUAGAAGGAUGGAGUAUUUUGAAGGAAGACAAUUUGUUUGUUAAUUAUGUUGUGUACAAUUACUAAUAUAUAUACAUACUGUUGUUUAAAUUCAUUCAUGUUUGAUUGCACGCUACUACCCCAAUACCCUGAUAAUGUACGACACUUAAAGGUUGUUUGUAAGGACACAUAUUUAUAUUUUAGUAUUUUUAUUGAAAAUCAUUGAAUAUGUUUGUUAGCUAUUACAAGCCAAAGUCCGUAAUGGUCAAUCAAAGAUGUACUGUUAUUUACUGUGUCUAAAACAACGUUGUUACAGGUACAGAAUGCUUUGCCAUGUUCAUCUGGUUUAUUUUUGUGUGUUUAUAUGUGCUGAAUUUGUGAUCUGUACAUACGUAAUUAUAUGAACCUGAUUAAACAUAA